This is a messenger RNA of Brettanomyces bruxellensis, 2073 nucleotides long. RefSeq lists its product as uncharacterized. Gene Ontology annotation, molecular function: histone acetyltransferase activity. Gene Ontology annotation, biological process: regulation of DNA-templated transcription. The transcript has a single exon. Lineage: Eukaryota; Fungi; Ascomycota; Pichiomycetes; Pichiales; Pichiaceae. Bases 1 to 2073 code for a protein of 690 amino acids. The record is from RefSeq and is a predicted model, not a curated record.
AUGCCGGGAAGCUCGUCAAACUACAGUGUAAGCCCAAUUCUCAGGCAGCGGGAAGCGAACCGAAGCCAGGCAAGGCCGGCGAAAAAAAGCAAAAGCUCGAAAAAAAUACAAUUGAAGUCGAAUGUGAGGAUAAGAGUGGAAAGAAGAGGAAGACCUCGUGUUUAUGAUGAUGAUGGCAACAGAAUAGACGGGAAACCGGGCCACCGGACUUACCAGUACGCGUAUAAAACAGAGGUGGGCCAAAUACAGAAGCAGCAGUAUGAGGCACGUGAAAAAUUGAGGCGGCAGGCCGUCUCUCAAAGCCGCAUUAAGGAAGUUGAUCAAUGCGAGUUAGAACUUCCAUACAGGGGUCUCUUUGGGAUGCAAGGGGGCAACACAUUUCUCACACAGCCCGACAACGCCACACGGGCGCUCUUCCAGCAGCUUCUGAGUGUGGCUGUGCAGGAGAGAAAGAUGAAUAAUGCGAAAUAUCUCGCAGACUCUGACCAGCGGCCCUCGGGGCUAAAAUACGUGCAUUUUGGCGAUUUUCUGAUCGAGACGUGGUUCAAGUCGCCUUACCCGCCCAAGAUGGCAGUGGAUCACGUGCUCCAUGUGUGCCAGUACUGCUUUCGGUACUUUGGGAGUGCAUUUUCACUCUCCAGGCACCAAAUGAAGUGUCCGUGUUUCAGAAACCCCCCUGGAAACGAAAUAUACCGCGAGGGGGAGUUUUCUGUGUUUGAGGUGGAUGGGCGUAAGAAUACAGUCUACUGCCAGAACCUCUGUCUCUUUGCAAAGCUGUUUCUCAACUCCAAGACGCUUUACUACGACGUGGAGCCGUUUAUGUUUUACAUUCUGUGUAAAUACACCGGGGGCACAAACUCGCACCAAUUCUUGGGCUACUUCUCGAAGGAGAAGUUGAACAGCACCGGUUACAACCUCAGUUGCAUCAUGACACUCCCGUUAUACCAGCGGAAAGGUUACGGAAGCUUUCUCAUGGAUUUCAGCUAUCUUUUAAGCCGUCGAGAGUUCAAACUUGGCACUCCCGAGAAGCCUCUUAGUGAUCUGGGCCUCUUGAGCUACCGGAGUUACUGGAAAUACGCUGUAGCCCGGGCACUCCGGUCGAUUUUCGAUGAACCUGGCGUCAGAAAAGACGAUUUUUGCAAUAUUUCAAUAAACGACAUGUGCAACUUGACCGGGAUGAUUCCAAAUGACGUGAUUGUUGGCUUGGAGCAGCUCGAAGCUCUUGUGCUGGAUCCGGCAACGCAGAAAUACGGUAUACUGCUGGAUAUGGAGAGGGUGGAUAGUGUUUUGAGUGCCUGGAACUCAAAGCAGACGAUUAAAGUGAAUGAUGACUUAUUGAUAUGGAAGCCGCCCAUUCUAGGACCAUCCGGCGGCAUUAAUACAACAAGUAAGAUGGUGAUAACUGCGGGAUCGCCGCAGGACAAGAAGUUGGAGCCAGAGAAGCAAGAUGGAAAGACUGUAACUGCGGCGACAUCACUUAAUGGCCAGAAAUUCGACGAAAAGGGUAAUCCGUUGAUGUCCGACAUAUCAAUGAUCGUGAAUUUCUUGAAGGACGAUCUCGAGGACGAUCGACCGCUUGAGGAGCAGGCUUUUCAAAGCAUCCGGGAGCAGAACAUGCAGCAUAAAGACUCCGGGCUGAAAUUUGACGAAUGCAAGAUAUGUUAUCCUGGAAUGGGUAAUGGCAGAAAGAUAAGCUGGGAAGAAGUAACAGGGGAUUCUGGAAGUAGAAAGAGAAGUAAGAUGGGCGCAAUUAAUGAUAAAGUAAGUGCAGGAGGAGCGAAAUACAGCAAGGGUGGAAAGUUGAAUCCAAUUCGGAUGCUAAACGGGAAAGAACGUGAAGGUGAAGGAGAUGGAAGGGGGGAAGGAAAUGAAGGAAAUGAAAGAGAUGAAGAAAAUGUACAGGACGAAGAAAGUGAACAGGACGAUGGAAUAAACGAGGACAUCGAAAUUAUUGAUGACGAUGCCUCAGAUGAAGACUAUAGUGAUACAGACAGCAAUUCUGCCAAUGAAGAAGACUACGAUAAUGAUGAUUACGCAGAGGACAUCCCCGAUGACCUGAAUGAUGCUUAUUGA